Molecule: messenger RNA, 1976 nt
Organism: Hemicordylus capensis (graceful crag lizard)
Lineage: Eukaryota; Metazoa; Chordata; Lepidosauria; Squamata; Cordylidae
Gene: MZT1
Product: mitotic spindle organizing protein 1
Exons: 3
Coding region: 390-608 (72 amino acids)
Biological process (GO): gamma-tubulin complex localization; microtubule nucleation by interphase microtubule organizing center; mitotic spindle assembly
Cellular component (GO): centrosome; spindle; gamma-tubulin ring complex
Source: RefSeq, a predicted model, not a curated record
AAAGCAGAAGCAAGCAACAGAGUUUGCGCAUGCGCCCUUCAAGGUGGCCGGGAAAGAGGUGUGGUUACGCUUAUGAACGAGAGCUUCCUAGAGGUAGCAUAGAGACAGAAAAAGACUAAAGUGACAUACAGUCUGCAUUUCCGCCACUACACUGAAAAAUAAUUGGCCACGCUUCUCAGUAAAGACCUUGCUGUAUCCUUACGUCUCUCGAAUGAAGGCGCUCUGCAAUUGGCGCGGCAACCACGUGACACCGGAAGUACCCCCCCGAGGACUGAAGGGGCGACCCACCUGGCCCUAAAGACCUCCGCGGAAGUCGGUGGCUCCUACCCCCGGUUUCUCUGGUGCCAGCUCUGGGUUCGAGUUCUUUCUGGGUCUUGCCCUUCUCCAUCAUGGCGAAUACGGCAGCUAAUUUAAACGCUGUGAGGGAGACCAUGGACGUUCUGCUUGAGAUAUCAAGAAUAUUAAACACUGGCUUAGAUAUGGAAACCCUGUCGAUUUGUGUACGGCUUUGUGAACAAGGGAUAAAUCCUGAGGCAUUGUCUGCAGUAAUUAAGGAACUACGGAAGGCUACAGAAGCCCUAAAGGCCACUGAAAAUAUGACAAGCUGACUGUAGAAGAUCUUCUGACUGAGAUAAAGCUUGAUGUGAGAGGCUAGAAGAUGACUUGAAGAUUUUCUGUUACUUAGGACUAUAGAACUGUGUGUGUGUGUGUGUGUGUGUGUGUUGGAUUCCAAGCACUUCUGAAAUCUACACUGAAGAAUUAGAAGAAAUUAAAGAUGUAUAAAUGAUUUGAAAACACUUAUUAACCAAUAAUCCUUCAAAUUGCCUUUUUGCUUUUAUUGGAUAUUGUGAUCUAGAAAUAUUGUAAUUAUGCAUUCUGCAAUUUGGGGACCUCAUUUUAUUGGCUUUCAAAUCUUUCAUAGUCCCUAAAAAGAGUGAAAGUAUACUAAAAUGUUACCAUUUUUUAUAUUACUGUUGACAUGUGCUGACUUCAUUACAAAGGACUGGAGUUAUAAUAGACUUUCUUAUUAAAUGUAUGCAACUUAUUUAAAUUAUUUUCACAUUUUAUACAUUUUAGGUUAUAAUUAAAAUGUUUGCUUUAACACUAAGCAACCUGCUUUAUUGUGAAGGAAACUGCUUUACUUAUUUUUUAAAAUACGCAUACACAAUAUCUUGCACAUAUGUAAGGGAGUUCACUGCACGGGAGUAUUCUUGUGCAGUAGGGUGAACAUCUGGCCAAAGCAUAUUUACUAUCAUUGCUUUCAGUGGAAGAGUUGAGCACAUGGUUGACUUUAUUCUGUUUGAAAUCAAUGGCACCAAAAAGUGUUUAAUUUUGAUUGGAUCAUACUCUGUAUUACUAACUAUUAUGUCUUUUCUUACUUGCUAUUAUGCAUGAAACAAACGACAAUAGAACAUUAUUAUACCAAGUCCCUUGAAAAGGUUAUCAAACUUAGUUGGGGAAGAUCAAAUUACAUUUUUAUUUAUGGGGGUAGGGUGAUCUUUCAGCUUCACUAUGGAAUUUCAUUUAAUAACAGUGGGAAGAUUGCACAUAAAUCAAGGGUAGAAAACGUGUGAGCUGCAGUAGUAGUCACCAUCACAAGAACAUUUUAUGUGUUUAAUGAUUACCUGUACUCUUUCUUUGUUUUUUCUACAGUCUCCUUCCUUUUGUAUUUCACUUUUUCAUAUGGACUGCAGUCCCCAUGUAUUCUAUAUAUUUAAAGAGCCAACGAAGAAAUGGCAUCCUUUUUGUAAGCAGUUAAUAAGGAGAAGGAGAGAUGUCUGAGUUCAUAUUUUAGGUUGUACAAGGUCUGAGAGAAAACAACCUUGCUUUGUUUAGGGGUAAAAGUAUUUUCACAGUAUGAUUCCUGGAAUCUAUUAUUGGCACUGUAACAUUAUUUUAAUGUUAAAGCUUAAAGACCUUUUGUGUGUUUGGUUUUAUUUCUUAUAAAGCCUUAAUUGGUCAGACUUAAAAUUUGA